Messenger RNA from Paramisgurnus dabryanus, 3158 nucleotides. The record is from RefSeq and is a predicted model, not a curated record. NCBI's taxonomy places the organism in Eukaryota, Metazoa, Chordata, Actinopteri, Cypriniformes, Cobitidae.
CUAAUGCUCUACCUAAGAUUGCGAACCACCAAUAAGCACGAAGAAGAAGAACGUAGAGACACGAGCAUCGACCGCUGUGUUUACAUCAGUUUUAGUUUGUGUUUGUUGAUUUUCUGUAAAGAGAUUCUUAUCUCGGUAUAGACCGUUUCAGCGGUCACAACAUAAACAAGCCGCUGUCGCGGUCCGCACGUAACUUCCGGUAAACUCCGCUUAUAAUAAAUAACAACAAAUUCUUUAAACAUAGGUUAUUUAUAUAACAAGCAAACAAAACAACAUAUAGACCUACAUACCUAGGAAACAAAAACAUUUGUUAUUUUCGACGAGGCAUUUGUUCAAGAGAUCAGUUUAGCAACUAGUCAGACCAUUAAAAAAACGAAACCGGAAGUAAGGUUCGGAUCCAGACGUGUAUCACGUGCGUCCGAUGAAACCAUCUAUAUUUUAGUGUGGAUAUACUGAUGAUGGGAGAUGAGAUGGAUGUGAUUUGCUGUAAAUCAGAAGAAACUGAUGAGGGUUUACAGGAUGAUGAAUCUACUGAUCAAACCUCCACAGAGUCUCUGGAUUCUGUCUGUAACGCUGGAGAACAGCAGCAGAUCCUGCAGACCAAACUCAACAUGUGUUCAGUCAAACUCAUCGACUUCAGGAACCUCAUGAUGAAGAUCAAAACUGAACCUACGGAAAUAAAAACUGAACCUACAGAAAUAAAAACUGAACCUACAGAAAUGAAAACGGAACCUACAGCAGAGGAAGAUCACACUGAUGAAGAUGAGGACAAUGAUGAUUUUAUUCCUUCGGAUGUGAAGAGUGAAUCAUCUUCUGAUGGAGAAACGUCCUCAAUAUCAAAAGAGCGACAGACAGCACAAACUCUUUCCUGCAUCACCUGUGGAAAGACAUUCAGCUCACAGAGACAUUUAGAGAGACAUGAGAGAAAACACACAGAACAGAAACUCUUCACCAGAUCUGAGAUCAGCUUUACUACCAUACAAGAGAAGAAACUUCAUUCAGAAGAGCACACAGACAAGAAGUCGUCGUCGUCAAUGUUCUUAUCUCAUCAGAAACGCCACAUGAGGACACACAGUGAUGAAAAGCCUAACCACUGCAGCAGCAAACAAAGUCUUGUUCAUCAGAGAGUUCACACUGGAGAGAAACCUCAUCACUGUAAUGUUUGUGGGAAGAGUUUCAGUCGACAUGACAAUUUAGUGUCACACCAGAGAACUCAUACAGGUGAAAAACCUUAUAAAUGCUCUCAGUGUGAGAAGAUGUUUGCUCAGUCAGGUUCCUUAAAAAUCCAUGAGAGAGUUCACAGUGGAGAGAAACCUUACAAAUGCUCUCAGUGUGAGAAGACGUUUACUCAGUCAGGUUUCUUAAAAACCCAUGAGAGAAUUCACACUGGAGAGAAACCUUACGCCUGCUCUCACUGUGAAAAGAGCUUCUCUACUUUAACUCAUUUGAGAAUUCAUGAGAGAGUUCACACUGGAGAGAAACCUUACAAAUGCUCUCAGUGUGAGAAGACUUUUACUCAGUCAAGUAUCUUAAAAGCCCAUGAGAGACUUCAUACUGGAGAGAAACCUUACAUCUGCUCUCAAUGUGGAAAGAGCUUCACUGAUUCAAGUAGUUUGAGAGGUCACGAGAGAGUUCACACUGGAGAGAAACCUUACAAAUGCUCUCAGUGUGAGAAGACUUUUACUCAGUCAAGUAUCUUAAAAGCCCAUGAGAGACUUCAUACUGGAGAGAAACCUUACGUCUGCUCUCAAUGUGGAAAGAGCUUCACUACUUCAAGUAGUUUGAAAGGUCACGAGAGAAUUCACACUGGUGAAAAACCUUAUUUCUGCUCUCAGUGUGAAAAGACGUUUACUCAGUCAGGUUCCUUAAAAAUCCAUAAGAGACUUCACACUGGAGAGAAACCAUACAAAUGCUCUCAGUGUGGAAAGAGCUUCUCCACUUCAUCUUAUUUCAGAGCUCAUCAGAGAGUUCAUACUGCAGAUCCUCAUCACUGUAAUGUUUGUGUGAAGAGUUUCAGUCAACAUAUUAAUUUAGUGAAACACCAGAGAACUCAUACAGGUGAAAAGCCUUAACCAAUGCUCUCGGUCUGAUAAGACGUGUUUUGGGUCGGUUCACUUAGUUUUUUCUAUUUUGUGCCCCCUCCGUCUCUUGACAGGUAAUGUGUCUUCACGGAAAACAAUUCCUACAUUCAGUAUAUUAUUUGUGACACGUGCUGGCAAACCGGGUCAGAAUGACCACAUUUUCAAAAAGGAGUUAUUUUAUAUUUUACAUUCUCUAUAAAUAAAAUCUUUAAAACGAUGUAUAAUUUGUUAUGUUGGAUACACAGUAUGAUUCUAUGCUUUAAAUGUAAAAUGUUCCCAAGACAAACUCCCUAAUAAAGCACAAAGCUUGUGAAAUUUAACAAAUGUACUAAGUAUUGUCCACAUCUGAUAUCAAAAGUCCAACUAAAUUCAAUUUGAUGAUAGGGCUGCAUGAUAAAUCCCCUGAAUACAAAUCAACUAACUUAUUAGAUGAUCUCUUAUAUACAGUAAACAUCCAAUAUCAUUUUGUUAAAGGCAUGAGUUAAAAGGAAACAUUUAUGUAGUUUAUGUAAAUUACUGUAAUAAUUGAAGAGAAAUGAAAAAGUAAAUAUAAUAAAAUGUAUGUAAAUUGUAUGGAUUUAAACGAUAAACAUUUAUAAAACAUAAAGGUCAAUUAAAAUGUCACAUUAGUUAUUAUAAUAGGGCAAAUUAUGUGCACACAAUGUAAAAAUGUGCACCAGAAACCGAGUGAAGUAAACAAAAUUAUAUUAUAAAGCAGAAGAUGAGGAUGAGAAGAUAAUCUGCUGUGGUGUUUGUUGUACACAUCUUCGUUUUAAACUAAAGACUGAAUUAAUUUCCUCUUCUUCUCUAUAACAUCAACAGUAAAUACAUUCAUGUUUAUCUUGAGCUUUAUAUUUUAACUGAUCUGAGCAGAUUUCAGUCAACUCUACACAUACAGUACAGAAAUAUAACAGUGACAUCAUCAUGAUAAUGUUCUCAUUUAAAAUACUCGUGCAGACUUGUUUAAAUGUUGAUAAAUAAAGUGAAAGUAUAGUUACCAUGCGUGUGUGGAUUUAUUUUACCGCUUGCUGCUGUUUCAGUUUAAAAGACCGGAAGUCCUUUUCUUCUUCUUUGUAU